Molecule: messenger RNA, 1602 nt
Organism: Olea europaea var. sylvestris
Lineage: Eukaryota; Viridiplantae; Streptophyta; Magnoliopsida; Lamiales; Oleaceae
Exons: 1
Coding region: 1-1602 (533 amino acids)
Molecular function (GO): zinc ion binding
Source: RefSeq, a predicted model, not a curated record
AUGUUAACCGUUGCAUGCGUGGACCGUAAUUGCAAGUGGAUGUUACGUGCUUCGAGUGUGAAGCAGACUUCUAUAUUCAUGAUCCGAAAAUUCAACCAUGUGCACACAUGUUCGGUAGAUAUCCGUCGUAACGCACAUCGACAUGCCACUACUUUUGUAAUUGCCGAGCACAUUUUGGGAAAAUUGGAUAAUCCAUAUCGGUUGUGCGAUCCUACCGCUAUUGCACGUGACAUAGAACGCGAGUUUGGUGUCAAAAUAAGUUACCAAAAAGCAUAUAGGGCGAAAGUUACUGCUUUACAUAUGCUACAUGGUACACCGGGGGAUAGUUUUCAAAAAUUACCUUCCUAUUGUCACGUUCUGAGAGAGCGUAACCCGGGGACAGUAACCCACAUCGAAAUUGAUUCCCAUAACAGGUUUCAUUACUUCUUCCUAGCUUUCGGUGCAAGCGUUCGUGACUACAUCCGCUACUUGAGGCCCGUUAUUUGUCUUGACGGUAGUCACUUGAAAGGUCCAUACAAAGGUACACUUUUGCUGGCAACUGGCCAAGAUGCCAACAAACAGAUAUAUCCCUUGGCAUGGGGGAUUGUUGAUGCUGAAACAAAUAGAUUGUGGAUGUGGUUUAUGUCCAACUUGAAAGAGCUUAUAGGUGAUUCUGCUGAAUUGGUUUUUGUUUCCGACCGGAAAAAUAGCAUUUUCAAUGCCAUUGCUCACCUAUUUCCUCAGUCCCGUCAUAGGUGCUGUAUAUGGCAUCUAGAAAAGAACUUAGUCCAGCGGUACAACAACGCAAGUGUAAUAUUUCUAUUCAAACGAGCUGCACGAACUUCUCGGGUCGAAGAGUUUGAAAGACUUAUGGGACAGAUCCGUAGGGUAAGUGCAAGAGGGUACGGGUACUUAGAGCGAGCAGGUUUCUCGUUUUGGUCACGAGCACUGUUUGUUGGUCAAAGGUACAACAUUUUGACAAAUAACAAUGCCGAAUCUUUGAACUCAAUGUUGAGACAUGCCCGUUCAUUACCGAUCAUGUGCUUGGUUGAACACAUUCGACAAACUAUGCAGAAGUGGUUUCACGAACGUCGAACCAGUGCAACCACAUGUACUGGCAUGCUGUCGUUGAGGAUGGAGAACGAGUUACGGACAACGCUUGAAACAGGUACAAGGCUUCGAGCUCAUGGCUUGACAGAACAGUUAACACAGGUUGGAAUAUCCAAUGACACGGACAUCGUCGACUUCUCUGAUAACAGCUGCACUUGUCGUGAGUUUCAAAUUAAUCGUAUGCCAUGCGUUCAUGCCACUCGAGUUGCUUGCUUGCGAGGUAUGUCUUUGUAUGACUUAUGCUCACCGUAUUACACAUCGGAAUACUGGAGAGGUACCUAUAGAGAAGCUAUAUAUCCCGUUAUGCGUGAAGUGGACUGGAUAGUCCCAAACGAAAUUACAGGUACUCCUAUUAGGCCACCCAAUGUACGUCGUCCACCAGGUAGACCACCCACAAGACGUCAGCGAUCCAGAUUCGAGUCCGCUACACGACUGAGGAAAUGCACUCGCUGUGGUGGAUUAGGUCAUAAUCGGAGCACAUGUUCCAACCCCAUUAUACCACGGACCGUUUAA